UGUAAGUGCGGACUACUGUGUAUUUGAACACAAAUAAUAAGAUACUAGACUACUAGUUGUUAUUGUCAACUUUUGUAUUACAUUGGUAUUGUGUUUGUCUCAUCGCGUGAAGGUAGAUGCUUUAAAAGAAAGGAGUACGCAGCGGAUGAUGUCUUCUAAGGCUCUGAGAUACACUAUAAAAACAACAUUGCGCCCUUCACCGCAGAUUUACGAAAACUUGUUUGUGCUCGAUUUUGAAGCUACGUGUGAUUAUCCAGAACAGAUUUCACCGCAGGAAAUAAUAGAGUUUCCAUGCUUGAAAGUUAGUGGCAAAACAUUUGAAGUUCUGUCACAAUUCCACCAUUACAUUAGGCCAAUAUGCAAUCCUCUGCUGUCAGAUUUUUGUGUGGCCAGGACUGGAAUAAUUCAGGAGAUAAUUGAUAACUCCGAGACAUUUGAGAGCAUUUUUCAGCAGUUCAGAAUAUGGCUUCACAAUAAUGACUUCAAUAACAGAUGUGUGUUUGUAACAUAUGGUAACCAAGAUUUCGAAAGGCUGCUGCCAACUCAGUGCCAGAUUUCAAAUAUUGCUGUUCCAAGCUGCAUGAGAAAAUGGCUUGAUUUGAAGAAGUGCAUCGCCAGGGCAACUGGCCAUUACCCAUCCAGCUUAAAAAGUGCUGUGGAAAGAUUUGGAAUAAAAUUUUCUGGCCGCCAGCAUUCUGGUAUAGAUGACUGCUACAACAUGGUUUCAAUUAUGAAACUCCUGGCAGAGAAAGGAUAUGUUUUCAAUUAGCUCCAGUACAUAAACUGUGAUGUGGCAGGAACAGAAGUGUUUUCUUUUGCCAUGAGUAUGGUGCCAAAUAAUGAACUGAGGAUUAUACACACGGAAUUGGCAAAAUAAUUAAGUUGAAGAGGUUUAUUACUACCUAAAAUUAUGAAGAAAUAUGUAUAUACCUUCACGACAAAGGAUAGUGUGUUUUAUGUUGAUGUAUACCAGUAUUGUGUAGGUUUUAAGAGAAAAAUUAACUGCCACACCACAUCUGUGUAAGGAUUGACUAAUUUUGGACAUCAUGUGAUGCAUGUUUGUGUUGAGAUGGUCAGAAAUAUCUGCAGUCAGAUCUGAUUUCUGAAAUGUUUUCCUAUUAUAUUUUUUCUCUAUUUUUGAUACAGCCAAAGUUUCAUAUAGUAUGUUGAAUGUAUUAAUUGACUUUAUGUAUAUGUUUUCUGAUUUUGCUAGUUUAUGUCAUAUUUUUUAUGACUGAAGUCACUGAAAAGUUACAGUGAAGUGUGAAAAAUGAAGGAGAUAAGUUGGUUAUUUUAUUAUGUAUGUGAACUUGAGUAUAUUACUUUAUAUGACUUUUUUAUCUGGGUGGCCUAAUUCACCUGCUGUGCUAUUAUUUUGGUGCUGUAGAUAUUGAAAUCAUAUAGGAAAUGAGUAUGACAGCAUUAAUGUUCACCAGUAUUAUAUUAUGCAGAGGUUGAUGUCAUAUAGAGAUUGAAUAUAAAACUGAAAAAUACAUGUGAAUUGAUUUGUAUCUGUACUGCCGAUAUGAAUUUAUUUUAACUAUUCUUGUAACAGUCCAUCAGUACAGUCCAAAAAGAAUAAUCAUUUUGUGUCAUACGUGUAAUUAUAAUGGUAGAGUGUUUUCCGUAUUUAUCUGUUGGACUUAUCCUUUUAUUGCAGGGAAUAUUUUUGUUGUGCGUACUGAAAGUGAUAUUUGUUUGUACAUGUUACUUAAAUACAUUAAGAAUUGGUUAGUCAGUAUAUGUAUUAUAGCACAUCCAGAAGACUGUGUUUCUUAGAAGUUCCAAUUGACAUUUAUUGAAGGAGAACACAUGUCCACACCACAUGAAGUUCUGAUGUUGUACUUUGUUAUGGCAAUGCAAUUUAUACUAUCUGUAAACUUUUUGUGUUGGUUUGACUGUUCCAUCGGUUCUUGGUAGAAUAUUUCACACACACCAGUGUCGUGUGUGUGUUUUCAUCCAUAAUGCAAACUUUUUAUUGAGCACCAACAGAGGGCGGACAAGCAAGCUCCACCUUCUUGGCACACUGCUGUCACAAUGUGCACUUAUUUUGCAAAACUGAAAGAAUCUUUUUACCAUAUUUAGUAAUUGUACUUAUUGUUAUAAAUUACAUGUCAGUACUCAAGAGCACUGCAUUCACUAAGGAGUUGUUCUCAUUGAGGCGAUACAACAUAUGAUAUGACUUGUUCUAAUAAAGGUCAUGUGACAUGUCAGUUCUCCCUGCAACACUUGUGUUGCCACAUUAGCAAUAUGUCAAGCAACAAGACAUGGCAGGUGGCAAUAGCUUCAUGUGUGAUGUGUUGCUGCAAGUCUCAUUGUGGACAGCUUCCAAAUAUGUCACAUAUUUACUCAUAACUGAAAGAGGUAUGACUCUCCCAGUGUUAAAAACGAUUUUGAUGCAUUACACAAUGGGAAAUCCAAGGUGGGAUAACAACAAUAUUAUGAGAAGUAUAGAUUGCUACUCACCAUAAAGUGGAGACGCUGAGAAACAAACAGGCACAAGAAGAAGACAGAGUGUGUGUGUGUGUGUGUGUGUGUGUGUGUGUGUGUGUGUGUGAUUGUUUUGUCUGCUUCAAAAGAAGGCCUUUUGGCCAAAAGCUUACUUGUUUAGCAGUCUUUUUGUUGUGCCUGUCUGCAACUCAGCAUCUCCACUGUAUGGUGAGUAUCCUUCUGAUAAUAUUGUCAUUUUUCCCAGUGCAAUCCAGUUUAGUCAUUUCUGCAACAUUUUUUAUGCACUCCACCAAUGUGGGUUGCUUCGGCAUUGUAUCACGAGUCACAUUGCAUAUCAUAUUGCCUCAGUGAGUACCUCCCUAAUAGCUACUGCACACAGGUUUGUUUGGUCACUGACAAUGGCAGUAGGGGUAUAAAAUACAAGCUGCAUGACGUCUUGAGAGUUGGAUUAAUUCAGAACUAUGGAACUGAACACUCUAAAGUUUCCGGGUAGGAUUGUCCCCCUCCCUCUACCCAACCUGGAAAAAUCUGUGAUCUUGAAUUUUUAGUGACUUUUUUGUUUUGUUCGUUUUUGCAGAAAUGUGAUGUAGUUUGUAUUGUCAGCAACUGAAUUUUGUUGCAUGUAAUAAAAAAUAUACACUCAGAA
Schistocerca cancellata (South American locust) is the source of this 3097-nucleotide messenger RNA. Its product is annotated as ERI1 exoribonuclease 3-like. Gene Ontology annotation, biological process: exonucleolytic trimming to generate mature 3'-end of 5.8S rRNA from tricistronic rRNA transcript (SSU-rRNA, 5.8S rRNA, LSU-rRNA). The transcript has 6 exons. Bases 146 to 769 code for a protein of 207 amino acids. Gene Ontology annotation, molecular function: 3'-5'-RNA exonuclease activity; nucleic acid binding. The record is from RefSeq and is a predicted model, not a curated record. NCBI's taxonomy places the organism in Eukaryota, Metazoa, Arthropoda, Insecta, Orthoptera, Acrididae.